AUGACUGACUAUACCUUUGGUGAUUUUUCUAAACCAGAAACUGAAAAGUUCUUUGGUCAUGAAGAACAAGGAGUGAAAUUUCCAUGGAGUACAGACGAUUGUGCAAAUACCGGCAUUGAAUUUGGCUUUGGUGUGUCAUCAGUCAUAUCCCCAUCGGGUGGUACCGGUGUUUCCUACUCAUGUAACGGCAGUCUAUCUCAUCAAGAAUCGACAAACUCUGCAUUGACAUCUCCUCCAUAUUCUUCAAAAAGUUCCUCGGUUGAAAAUGUGAAAAUAACCAAACAAUCCUCACAUCACCGUCACGAUAGCGACAGAAAGCUGAAAAAGAAGCGACCACCGAACUAUUACAAACAAGAAUACCAACAAAUGCUCGAACCCUCAACACUCCAUCAUGUGAACAUUCAUCAUGAUAAAAACGAACAAACAUCUCAGACAGAACAAAACACCAAUGAUCCGAGAUAUAUAUCUUGUGAUCAAUGGGUGGAUUCGAUAAUGAAACAUCAACAGGAUGAUAAACAAUCAACGAAUGACGAUGAAAUCGAAUCAGAUAGUCACGACACAACAACUGAUACAGAUAAUGAUGUUGAACAUCCACAGCACAUAUCCAUCAGUAAAGCAUCCUUGAACAACAACGAUUCAUCUAUUUAUUCCACAUCUGUCGCAAGUGCAGCUUCAAUCGAAACGUUGAAACCAACAUCAGAUAAUUUCUCCUCGUCAAACAAAUCGAAACCAUCGUCAUGGGCAGAUUUAUUUCGUAGUAACGCACCCACAUUACCAGCAGCUACAUCAUCCGCAACUGUAUCUAAUGCUCCACAACAAUCAACUCCUAUUCCAAAAGUUCAACCAACAUCGCCACAACAGAAUGGCAAAAGCAAUGCCCCGAAUAACUAUCAUCAUCCAAAACAAAACUAUCAAGUCUAUAACAGCAAUGGUGAAGACUCCAGAUCAUUAGAAGAUUAUUUUUCUAAAUGUGAAAUACGUCCGUCAGCUAUGGCUAUUAAACCUCGUGGAUUAUUAAAUAAAAGUAAUUACUGUUAUGUUAAUGCUACUCUGCAAUCCCUGCUUGCUUGUCCUGCUUUUUUCAAUGUAAUGAAAUAUAUCCCACCGGAUGAAGAUACCGAUAAUCAUAACGUUCCAUGCAUUCGAGCUCUAAAUUCUUUUGUUAAUCAAUUUGAAAAAAUGGAUCGAAGUAAAUCUAGUUCCAAUCACAAAGACAUCGUUUGUGGCGCAGCAUUUGAACCCAUUGAAGUUCUUCAAGAAUUAUCACGUCUCCGUCAUUUACCUGUUGAACUCAUCAAAAGCAAACAAGAAGACGCACAUGAGUUAUUGUGCCAAUUACUGAGCGAAAUUCACGAUGAGAUUUGUCAAAUUUUGUAUAACCCAUCAACGAAUAGAAAUGAAGAAUCCACAUCUAGUUCAGAUUUGUCGACAUUAACGGCCGAUUUGCAAUUGAAUGGUGAUGAGAAAUCUGAAGAUUGGCUUCAAGUCGGAAAACGCAAUCGUACGCAUGUACUUCGCACGAAUGAAAUUCGAAAAAGUCUUAUCGCCGAUAUAUUUGCCGGAAAGUUUCGUUCAACAGUACACAGUGCUGGAAAUCAAAAGUCAGUCGUACACGAACCAUUUUUUACUCUUUCACUCGAUAUUAAAGAUCCGAAAAUUACGACACUCGACGAUGCCCUUCUACGGUUCUCCGAACAAUCGCUCCUUUCCGAUUACGUCGAUAGUAAAAAUCGACAAAAUAUUCACACCAAUAAAACUAUGUUAAUUGAACAAUUACCACCUAUCCUUAUCAUUCAUUUGAAAUGUUUCCUUUAUGACGAAAGUGACGGUAUUAAAAAAAUCAACAAAUCUGUCAACUACAACGUCAACUUAACAGUACCGAAAACUAUUCUUACUGAGCAAGCUCGAAAACAAUAUAGCGAUCGAUAUAAGUUAUUUGCCGUCGAAUAUCAUCAAGGAGAUCAUGCCACGAAAGGACAUUAUAUCACCGAUGUGUUCCAUCCCGGACUUCAAGGAUGGCUAAGAUGUGAUGAUGGAAACGUUCAAGUUGUCACCUCCAAUCAAGUGGUUAAUCCAACAGCUGAUAAACUUACGCCUUAUUUACUUUUUUAUCGUCGUGAUUAA
Molecule: messenger RNA, 2124 nt
Organism: Adineta ricciae
Lineage: Eukaryota; Metazoa; Rotifera; Eurotatoria; Adinetida; Adinetidae
Source: the annotation of a GenBank genome assembly